AUAUAAGCAUGUGAUUAGCACAGCCGCACUAUUUCAGCCUAUUUGUGCAUUUCGUUGCUCCUGCUUCGAGGGACUCGGCAACGGCAGCAGCUGUUUUCCACAAGGACACGGAGAAGCUGAAGGGGCCACACGAAGAUCUAGCAUGGAUAAGAAACUGGACCUCUCCAGGCUCACGGACGAGGAGGCCAAGCAUGUAUGGGAGGUCAUCCAAAGGGAUUUUGAGCUGAGGAAGAAAGAAGAGGAAAGACUCGGGACAUUGAGGACGAAGAUCGAGAAGGAGGAUACGAAGCGGGAGUUGCUGGGCUCUCAGUCUAACCUGGCUGAUUCCCACUGCAUCCACUGCUUGCAGCCCUUCAAGUUCCUGGUCAACAGCAGACGCCAGUGCCUGGACUGCCACCUGUACACCUGUAAGAGCUGCAGCCGCUACAGCAAGAAAGAAUGUGGCUGGGUUUGUGACCCCUGUCGAACGUCCAGGGUCCUGAAAAUCGGAACCCUCGGGUGGUACCAUGACAACAUACGCUCUCGCUUCAAACGUUUCGGCAGUGCCAAGGUGAUGAGGUCACUCUACAAGAGAUUAAAUGAAGAGGGUCGCCGUGACGAUGACACGCAAAGCAUGCCAGACGUCCGCAAUGCGUACAAUGGCCAUGAGGAUGACCAUAUGGAUGCAACAGAAGCCCAACGCUAUAAACAGAUGCGAAAGACAAAGCGUCUGCUCUCCGUCCACCCUAUGGACCUGGACAUAGACGAAUAUGGUAGCCACUCCCGGCGGCAGUCUAUGCAGUAUAUCCAGGAUGAGCGCGGACUGGUGCGCAACGAUUUCGAAUACACCCCCGACAUGUACCAUCACCAUCAACAUCAUCAUCGCGUGCAUCGCAGGAAGAGUCUUGACCGCUUCUCACGCCCAGAUGAUGGCCUUUACUCAGAGCACAGGAUGGUGCGGACUCGCUCUCUGUCCAAGAUCAACUCCUCCUUGCCUCAGCGCUCUCAGUACCUGGACACCUCUGAGGAGGAGGACGGGUAUCGCUUCCCCGUCUAUCAGCUCCCCUCACGCCGCCGCAGCCGUGCCUCGUCCCAGGAGAACAUCCCCCAGAAUGCUCCUCCGAUUAAUGAGCUAAGUAAGAGAAUGUCUGCCAUUGAGAGUCUCCUGAAUCGUCUGGAGGAGAAGAUGACCAUACCUCAUGAUCAGCCAGCCCAGCCCUCCGCAAACCAGAUGGAGGAGGAGAAGCUGAAGAAGAAGUUGGAUGAGCUGAUGAGUGACAAGGCUCUGUCUUCUGACGAAGACGAGCCCAAGAAACCAUCCCAGCACAAGGGCUCUGGUGUGAGAGGUGGUGAUCAGGGCCCACCGGCUCCUGUGGCACAGGAAGCAGAACUGAGCUCCUCCAGUGAUGAGAUGCCCACCGAAGCACAAAAGAGAUCCACUGCGGCGGCGCUUUGCGACAUCACAACUGAGGUUCUAAGAACCCUUAAUGCCACUGAAAGCGCUAUGACCGAGUUGGCCCCCUCAAACCCUAAUGACAGACCUCAGUUAGCGGGCACAGAUGUAAAGAAAGCUGAUGAUGCGUACAGGGAGCUUGAGGAAAAUGUGUAUCUGACAGCGGGGAAGUCCUUUGAUGUGGAGAGGAAGUUGAGGAAGAUUGAACAAAGUGCUAAGAACAAUUACAUUGGCCCCCUCACCGACUCUGAACUGUCUGAACUGGAGGACCAGCUUGCAGUAACCGCUGCAAAGGUCCACAGCACGGAAAGUGAGGUGUCGGAUAUUGAGAAUAAGAUUGCUGCUCUCAGUGCGUCAGGACUGUCCAUAGAUAAGGCCAAGAAAAAGGCAUCAAGCAUACAACAAAGGAGAAAAUUUUCCCAAGACGUCGCCACAAGCCGAACGCAUUUCUGAAAAACUGUGCUUUAUAGUUUUUAGCUAAAG
Pygocentrus nattereri (red-bellied piranha) is the source of this 1915-nucleotide messenger RNA. RefSeq names its product melanophilin a (gene mlpha). The record is from RefSeq and is a predicted model, not a curated record. Gene Ontology annotation, biological process: intracellular protein transport. Gene Ontology annotation, cellular component: cortical actin cytoskeleton. Bases 143 to 1885 code for a protein of 580 amino acids. Lineage: Eukaryota; Metazoa; Chordata; Actinopteri; Characiformes; Serrasalmidae. The transcript is spliced from 15 exons. Gene Ontology annotation, molecular function: small GTPase binding; myosin binding; actin binding.